Messenger RNA from Serendipita indica DSM 11827, 2922 nucleotides. The record is from the annotation of a GenBank genome assembly. NCBI's taxonomy places the organism in Eukaryota, Fungi, Basidiomycota, Agaricomycetes, Sebacinales, Serendipitaceae.
AUGAGCUCUCUGUCUUUUCUGAUAUCAGAACUUCAAGCUCUAGCGACAGAGACACGACGACGUUAUCCCGAUGUUCGGGAGGCUUCGGAUAAAGCUGUCGCGUUAUUACGCGCGAACCCAGGUGCAGAAGGCCUGACUUCACUUAUUGAUGGAGCGCAUGGAGAUGAUCUCAUGAAGCCUGUAUUCCUGGGAUGCGCCAGCAAGAAUGCGAAAGUGAUUACUCUAGCUUUAAGUGUGCUUCAACGCCUUAUUGCUCUGAAAGCGGUCUCUUUUCGCGCUCUGCCGCAUAUCAUCUCCACCAUGGGCGAAAUCAUCUCACAAGGCGUCGACAUUCAACUCAGGAUUCUCCAAGCGUUACUAUCGCUUGUUACGACAUUUCCAGACCUUCAUGGAGCUGUCUUAGGAGAUGCGUUACUACUCUGUUUCCAUCUUCAAGACUCGCGGAUUGCGGUCGUUUCUUCCACUGCGGCUGCGACUCUACGCCAACUUGUCAUGUUCAUCUUUGAAAAGGUGGUCAUGCAAAAGGCAGCGGUCGAAAUACACACCAUUCGUCUUCCUGACGGGACAUCAACACAACUAAGUAGUGCUGAGCUCGAUGCGUAUCGCGUCUUCGAGGACCUGUGUCUACUCGCCAAUGCCGAAGCACCACAAUUUCUGCGACUGGAAUCUUUGCCCAAAACCUUUGCGCUAGAGCUUAUUGAGAGCGUGCUCACAAACUAUCAUGGCUUGUUCCACAAGCGCCCCGAAAUACUCCUACUUCUUCAUCAUCAUCUCAGUCCACUCCUUCUCAAGGGGCUUUCAGAGAGGCCCCUGUUUCCAUUGGCACUACGAUCGACACGAGUAGUUUUCCUCCUCCUAAAGCAAUUCUCUGACGAGCUUGCGACCGAAGCCGAAGUUUUUGCCAUGAUGCUCAUAAGAAUAAUAUCUGGGGAAGAUUCCAAUGCAUCCGAUGGCUCUCGGAGGCCGCAUUGGAUGCGGGUUCUUGCUACAGAGGUGAUACGAGGGAUAUGCAAUGACGCCGAUCUCAUGAGACGGUAUUGGCAGCUGUACGACGCAGGAACAGAAGGUUCCCAUGUCUUUGCCGCCCUUAUUACCGCACUCAAAAGGCUCGUGACCGAAAGACCGGCAUUGCUCGGGGUUAGCCACCAGAUGCAAGGACUCGGGGUCCACGAAGGGACUACACUGGAACAUGUGGCUGGCAUUGUCGCGAAUGCAGCAUCGAGCACUGUACAUGGUGCCUUAGGGAUCCCUAAUAAUGCGACCGGGCUGAACAUGGAAACAUGUUCUAUGAGACUCCAAUGUAUCGACCAACUCGACAAGGCAGAGGCCCCAGCGAUACCGGAAGGAUACAUAUACGUGUUAGGGCUACAAUGUCUCGUCUCCAUCGCUGAAGGAUUCGCAGCCAGUACCCUUCCCGCCUUCGCCUUGUUAUCUCCCAAGGGCACCGACUCUGCGCCAAUGCGGCUACCGCCAGCUCUUGAUUUGGAUGCGCUCGACGGUGACGAUGCGACCGUCAAGCAUUUGCGUGUCGAAAAGCGGAUGAUCGAGGAUGGUUGGCCAGCUCUUCUUGCUGCGUUGUCCUUCUUGAUUGGCACCAAUCUCUCUGACGAGCUCUUUUCGGAGGUUUUGGCAGCACUCCAGGCUCUCACCAACGUUUCUGGGGUGCUUGGCCUCCAAACACCUCGAGAUGCGUUCCUAACCAGCUUAUCCAAGCUUGCUAUUCCCGCUCGAGUAGUCAGUCGGCUUGAUUCUCAUGUUGAGCCUUCUACCCCAAGAGGCGCGGCUGGUGUUGUGGAUGGUAUCGCUGCAUUGGCAGGCGCCUCUGUACCAAUACAAACGCCAGGACUCUCGGAUCGUAACGUGGCAUGCCUGAAGGUUCUCAUCUUCAGUGCCUCUUAUCUAGGUGGAAGCCUGGGACCCUCGUGGUUCAAUGUCCUGGAAACUCUUCAAAACGCGGACUAUGUCCUAACGAACAAGGGUACUCGGAUAAUCAGCUCUAGGAAGCUCCCGUCAGCGCUCCUCAACGCGUCGAUAGGGAAAGCCGCUUCGGGGACGUCCACUACUGCAGUAGAACCAGCAGCCAAUGGUUAUCACUUGGAUCGUCCAUUGCUUCUCACUGACGUCGAACCGGAACACGUCCUCAUGGCGAUCCAAGGUCUCUUCGAAUCUACAAAGGACAUGAGCGACGAAGCGUUCAAUCAUUUCACCGUCGCUCUCUGCAAGCUUUCCGCAGAGAUGAUUGGGAUGCAGGUGUCAGCAGACCUAGAUGAGAGCCUACAGGAGGAUGCGAAUGGCCCUCCAAUGUCUCCAACUGCAGCAUAUGCGCACCGUCGACGAGUCAGUGGAAUUCAGCUGACGAGGACCCCUCGUUCCGGUGACUUCAGUGUUAACAAGCUCGGUACCAUUUCGCAGCUCAACAUCAGCCGUCUAUUGUAUCUGGACGAGUCAAUUGCGUGGCAACCCAUCACUUCACAUCUGAUGACCAUUCUACGUCACCCUUUAGCCCCUGCGUCACUACGAAUUCAGGCUGCACAGAACUUAGACGGCGUUCUUGUCGUUAUUCCCCGUGCCCUGCAGAACCUAGAUAAAGAGACGAUUAAAACAGUUCAGCAACGGACACUAACCGUCCUUGCAUCGCAAGUUACCACUGAAGGCGGCUCCUCCACCGUUGUGGACAUCCGGCGCAUGGGGCUAGAAACCUUGCACCAGAUUCUUCAGACUGGCUCACAUACACUUCUCGUAGGAUGGGAAAUCAUUCUCGAAAUGCUUGCAAGCGUAUGCAGACCAACUACCGCCCCGACGUCGAUACCAAUGGUACCUGAAGACUCCAUUCCGGAGACCCCUAUAGUACCCACCACUCCACAUACGCGAGGGACACCCUCAUUAAAUACUGGCUUCUUAGACAAACCAAACAUCCCCUGA